This is a messenger RNA of Pecten maximus, 2743 nucleotides long. RefSeq names its product hemicentin-2-like. The record is from RefSeq and is a predicted model, not a curated record. Lineage: Eukaryota; Metazoa; Mollusca; Bivalvia; Pectinida; Pectinidae. The transcript is spliced from 15 exons. Bases 1 to 2727 code for a protein of 908 amino acids. Gene Ontology annotation, molecular function: protein binding.
AUGACGGUAAAUGAUGAAAACUCUGAAAUUGUACUGAACCCAGAACCAGCCCCGUCUCAAGCCCCUGUGCCCCUUCCUGUGUACGAUGAAAAUUCUCAUGUGCCUAGACCCGUACGAUUAGUUGAAAUUCCAUUUCCGAAACACAACAAAGAAGUUACUCAAACAUAUGCUGUUACACUGACGGGGUCGUCUGAGUACGCUGUCCCUGGGACUGAGUUUACACUGACAUGUGAUGUACCAGAGGAGGCCUAUGCUGUCCAGUUGUACCGCCGUCCUGACGUCACUACUACAGUAGGUGCUAUACAAGUAGCUGGUGACCAAUGUUACAACGUUAAAGUCAGCCCCGCCGUCCCCUGUACACCGGAUGUCUGUUCCUGUGUAACGUCUGGAGUAAGGCUUGGUACAGUGUUCCGGUGGAUCAUACAGCCACAGACGGGAGAUCAUGGAUCUGUGUGGUACUGUAGACGUACCAACCUUAACCUACCUGAUCAAACACUGGACAGUGAUGAUUAUACACUUAAUGUGGCAGACGGACCUUCCACCGUACGUCUGACUCCACCAACCGUGACCUACACUUCUACCGAGGGACAGACUCUCCCCACCAUCACGUGUUCUGCUGACUGUAACCCGGCUUGUACCUACAGUUGGACAAAGGAUGGACAGUCCAUUACAACAGGGUCAGGUCUCCAACUCACCAACAUACAGCGUGACCAGGGGGGCGUAUACAGGUGUACGGCCGGUAAUGGGUACGGGAGUGACGCCAGCAUCAAUGUCAACGUCAUUGUAGAUUACGGCCCCGGUACCUCCAUAGCUCUGUCCCCGCCCAACACUACCUACACCAGAACAGAGGGGGACACAUUACCGGACAUCACCUGUACAGCGGACUGUAGACCUGGCUGUACCUUUGUCUGGACACAACCGGACAACACCAACUUUACUGUCUCACCUGUGUUGUCACUGGGACAACUGGACAGAUCAGAUCACGGGACGUACAGGUGUACUGCUAGGAAUGUUGUCGGGGAGUCGACUAUAAUGACCAGUGUUACCGUACAGUAUGGUCCCGGUACCUCCAUAAUUUUGUCACCACCGGACACUAUCUACACGAGGACAGAGGGGGACCCGUUACCGGACAUCACCUGUACAGCGGACUGUAGACCUGGCUGUACCUUUGUCUGGACACGACCGGACAACACCAACUUUACUGUCUCACCUGUGUUGUCACUGGGACAACUGGACAGAUCAGAACACGGGACGUACAGGUGUACUGCUAGGAAUGCUGUCGGGGAGUCCAUUUCAACAAUCAUUGUUACAUUACAAUAUGGUCCUGGUUCUUCGCUAAUUUUAUCACCACAGGAGACCAAGUAUACGAGGAUAAAGGGUGACACGUUACCGGACAUCACCUGUACAGCGGACUGUAGACCUGGCUGUACCUUUGUCUGGACACGACCGGAUAACACCAACUUUACUGUCUCACCUGUGUUGUCACUGGGACAACUGGACAGAUCAGAACACGGGACAUACAGAUGUACUGCUAGGAAUGUUGGCGGGGAGUCGACUAAAGUGAUCAAUGUUAUUGUGAAAUAUGAACCACAUCCGUAUCAAAUGCUCGACCAAAACCAGACGUUUUAUAUAUCCCAGUCAGACACCAUUAUUUUGUCUUCUACAUUCAUCUCCAACCCGGCGCCAUCUUUCAUCUGGACCUUCCAACCCUACAAAUCUUUUGAUGCAACUGAUCUUAGAAACGGAACGGAUGGCGUUAUUAUACAAAAUACGUUUGAGGGGAGGAAUUUAACUGCUAUUUCAGUUUUGACUCGGACCAGUAUACAGGAGAGCUGGUUUGGAUUAUAUAACGUCACAGCAACAAACAACCAAGGCAGUGCCAUGCUUAGCUUCACAGUUCGUGAAAAACUGAACCCAGGAAUCCCAAACAGUCUGUUAAUUGGCUGUACUAAGGCCAGUUCUGCUGAGGUAUCGUGGAGCGACGGAGGCGACUCUCAGUAUUACCAUGUUAUUUUCAGCACAGAUAGGUUUCUUCUCUCACAAGAGGUUUAUCCAGUGUCGAUUACAAAACACACAGACGGAAGUGACGUGUAUAGUCAAAAUAUAGACAAUCUGGAUGGAGGCCAUGUUUAUUUCUUUAAGGUUGUAGCGUACAAUAAGUACGGAAACACAACAUCGGCAGAUGCUGUCGGCUGUACUGUUCAUGAGCCAUGUUCUAGUGGAACUGACAGUAUGUAUGUCACUGGAGUUGUACUGACGGUCACUAGCGUACUCACGCUAUUGUUCACAGUUGGAAUCGAGAUUUAUUUCAGACGAAAUGGAAGACUAUGUCAUAGAACACGUCAGCUUCCAAAACAGAAGGAAUACCAGGAUGUACAACUUUCAGAUCGAGAUCUCCAUAUCAGGAACUUGAUACCAAUGAGGUUGCCAAGGCGUCCGUGUAUUCUGAAAUCGGAGGACACCAUCAUGUUAACCCAAUUGUUCCUGACAAUGAAGGAGAUGGUGGAAAGUACGAGUCGUUGGAGGGACGUUCGAAUCCAAACGUUUAUGAAGAACUUCAUACUGCAACGUCUGGUAACAGAGGGACAUAUAUCAAUACUACCAUCGCUUGUAGAGAUUAGUGUUUAUACAACAUCAUGGAACUCAGUGAGGCGAUGUCUCAUCAAGGUCUGGUUGGAGACAGGAGAUCAAGGGAGACAUUGUCCAGUUGUUAUAUUUGUGAAAUGAAACCUUGACUGUUUUA